AAACAGAGACUAUUGGGACACCCGUUCAAAGAGCGGACGCAACAGCUAUACAAUGACAUACACUUUGAAGAUGAGUCCUACAGUUACCAGCAAUUCAUCACUGAACUGAUCCGCGAUUGCAUUGACAACGUCAACACCAAUGGCCUAAAACUGAUGCCGGGUGUGGAGCGAGUGGUCGGGCAUUUGGCCACCAAUGGUAUACCGAUGGCCAUCGCGUCGAGUAAUGACCGGCACUCGUACGAUGGAAAUCGUGAGCGCUUUGACCACUUCUUUGACCACUUCUCGCACGCCGUACUGUCCGGCGAGAAGAGCGAACAGAUCGCCAACAAACCCGACCCACAUAUAUAUCGGGUGGCGUACGACCGGUUCGCCGACCCUAAGCCCCGCUCCCCGACCAACGUCUUGGUCUUCGAGGACAAUGAGGUGGGAGUGAGGGCUGCGGUGGGCGCCGGUAUGCCAUGCGUUUUGGUGGUCGACCCCAGACUUAACCUCCAAGAGGUGUCCCAAUCGGCGACACUUGUCAUCAAAUCUAUGAACAAUUUCAGACCCGAAUUGUUUGGUUUACCCCCACUUAUAGUCUAA
Molecule: messenger RNA, 582 nt
Organism: Medioppia subpectinata
Lineage: Eukaryota; Metazoa; Arthropoda; Arachnida; Sarcoptiformes; Oppiidae
Source: the annotation of a GenBank genome assembly